CCUUCCCUCCCCUCCUGCUCGGCCCUCCCCUUGCGGUCCUCUGUCCCCUUCAGCCCGGCGUUGCGGCUGCCUCUGGCCGGGCUGCAGUCAGUGCCGUAGAGGAGGAAGAGGAGGAGGAGGAGGCGGAGGAGGCCCAGGCCGGCAGAGGAGAGAGAGAGAGAGCGUGGCCUCCUCUCCGGAUCGCGCUCCUAAUAAAGCCAGCCGGGCGCAGGCAGCCCUGUCUAUUAAUACCGCUCGCUCGCUGCCGCUGCCUCUGCCCCGGGAGCCGGCAGGAUGCCCCGCGUGGACGCCGACCUCAAGCUGGACUUUAAGGACGUGCUGCUCCGGCCCAAGCGCAGCAGCCUCCGGAGCAGAGCCGAGGUUGACCUUAUGCGCACCUUCACAUUCCGUAACUCCAAGCAAAUCUACACAGGGAUCCCCGUUAUUGUAGCAAAUAUGGACACUGUGGGCACUUUUGAAAUGGCACGAGUUAUGACUAAAUAUGCAAUGUUCACCACAAUACACAAACAUUACUCUCUAGAACAGUGGAAGCUGUUUGCAAGCGACCACCCAGAAUGCCUAGAGCAUGUAGCAGUGAGCUCAGGCAGUGGAAUGGCUGACUUCGAGAGACUGGAAAAUAUCAUAGAGGCCAUUCCCCUUAUCAAAUACAUUUGUCUCGAUGUCGCAAAUGGUUAUUCGGAACAUUUUGUGGAAUUUGUGAAAGCUGUCCAUGCCCGAUUCCCGAAGCACACCAUCAUGGCAGGUAAUGUGGUGACAGGAGAAAUGGUGGAAGAACUUCUUCUGGCUGGAGCAGACAUUAUCAAAGUAGGAAUUGGGCCUGGAUCUGUGUGUACUACUCGGAUAAAAACUGGAGUGGGUUAUCCACAGUUGAGUGCGGUGAUUGAAUGUGCAGACUCUGCCCACGGACUGAAUGGGCAUAUUAUCUCAGAUGGGGGAUGUAGCUGUCCAGGAGAUGUUGCCAAGGCUUUUGGAGCUGGUGCCGACUUUGUGAUGCUCGGGGGCAUGUUUGCAGGGCAUGAUCAGUGUGCGGGGGAGGUCAUUGAAAAAAACGGCAAGAAAAUGAAGCUCUUCUAUGGGAUGAGCUCCGACACAGCAAUGAAGAAACAUGCGGGAGGUGUUGCAGAAUACAGAGCUUCAGAGGGCAAAACCGUGGAAGUGCCUUACAGAGGGGACGUGGAAGACACCAUCCGUGAUAUCCUGGGUGGACUGCGAUCUACCUGUACCUACGUGGGAGCUGCCAAGCUGAAAGAGCUUAGUCGAAGGACAACUUUUAUUCGAGUCACUCAGCAGCACAACCAAGUCUUCUCUUAAGCCAAAGAGGAAAAUACCAGGAGCUUGGAGUUCCGAUACAUGCUGGCUUUUCCCUUUUUAUUUUCAGGUUGGGUUUUUUUUUUUGCAAUGCAGCUUCCUGUUGGUGUACUCCUAAGAAAGUGGGGUAAUAAUUCACCAUUAUUUAUUAUGGUGGUUGGAAAAAGCCUCAGGAGGACAAGUAAUAAACUGCAUCUGUGCUCAUGAUAAUUUUUGUUGUUCAAAAUACAACGGCACUGUCAUAUUGUGGCCUUGCUUAUUUAAAUGAGAAAUCUAGUUUGAUGAUCCAUGAAAAUCUCCUCUCUAGUGUUAUAACUAUCUGCCUGUUGGGACAAUUCCUGUUAUCAUUUAUAAGCAAAUCUACCCAGGUUUUGACAUUGGCAUGACCAGUCUCAGCUGUUCUUGCAACAUGGCAUGGAAGUCAGAAGAAGAGGAAGCCAAGUUUGAAAAAUGGAAGAUGCUCACUGCAGGGAUAUGAUGCCCAGCAAGCCGGCUCUAGAAGUAAAAGAUGCUGCUUUGUUUUCACUGUGACAUUAAGUGCUUGGAUUUUUAAGAUAUGUGCUAUGUUCUGAAAACUACUGAUUAAAUGGCUAUAUUAA
Molecule: messenger RNA, 1907 nt
Organism: Anolis sagrei ordinatus
Lineage: Eukaryota; Metazoa; Chordata; Lepidosauria; Squamata; Anolidae
Gene: GMPR
Product: guanosine monophosphate reductase
Biological process (GO): nucleotide metabolic process
Cellular component (GO): GMP reductase complex
Molecular function (GO): GMP reductase activity
Source: RefSeq, a predicted model, not a curated record